Molecule: messenger RNA, 5665 nt
Organism: Salarias fasciatus (jewelled blenny)
Lineage: Eukaryota; Metazoa; Chordata; Actinopteri; Blenniiformes; Blenniidae
Product: putative methyltransferase DDB_G0268948
Exons: 6
Coding region: 2960-3874 (304 amino acids)
Molecular function (GO): S-adenosylmethionine-dependent methyltransferase activity
Source: RefSeq, a predicted model, not a curated record
AUUCUAUUUUAUUAACAAUCUGGUAAUUGGAUUCAUGGGUCGAUUUGAGAAAGGAUUGGCCCUGAAAUUUCAAGGUAUUUCACCUCAGUGGCUGACAGCGCAAGUUAACUUAACUUAACUUAACCAACAGUGAUUGCGGACGACCUCACGGGGAGCUCAGCUGGCUGUGCCUGCAUGCACAAGAGAGAGAGUCUAACUCACUCCAAAAGAGACAGAGAUAGGUAGGAGUUAUGUCUGCACGCCAAGAUCUGCAUGCCAAAACCAGGGGUUGCAAAUCUCAGUAACAUGUGUAAACAUGCUGAUCAGCAACAGCAAAUUCUGUUCUGCAGGUUCUGUUUCAGAUGAAGCCCCAUUAAAAUGCGAAUGCUAAGAAAUCCAAGCUUUCACUAUUUACUUUGGGUUUUUUAUCGUUACCUGUUGUCGAGUAACUAUGUAACUAUGGUGAGUAAACUGUCCCGCUGUAUCCAUCAUCAGAUGACAAUAAAUGUCCAUGAAUGUAAUUUCUGGCCACAAUGAGGGUUCGUCAACCCACGAUCCCGUCACCGGGCUUCAGACGUACGGAUCCGGUAAGAUGUGUCUCACGUUUUCUUAACUGUGGGCUUAACUGGUAGAGUUUGAGCAUAAUCUGAUGAUUGAAGGGAUCCCACGGUAAAGUAGUUCACGUUGUUGUCUGCCAUUGCUUUUUGCCUACUGGAGCUAAGUUUCAUGUGACUUGUGCUGUCUUUUUUGUAGACACCCAACGUCUCUAUAGGUUCAAAUCUAAAUGAGACCUUUCCUCAGAGUACUUUGAAGCACACGGACAAUGAGAAAAACCCUAACCCACUAAUAGAGUGUGACUAGUCGGCAGAUGACAGGAUAGAAACUCCCUGACUAGAGAGAAUUGCGGUCCAUCACUCUCACCCCCAGUCAGUUGCUGAUAAGAUGCAACCUGUCAUGGUGCAGAGGAAGGUCCCAAAGAGCCAAAUACUGUCAGAUGUGUGAAAAAAACUCAUAAUUAUAGACCAUGUUAGAAAAAUCACAGACAGGACAAAACAUAAACCAUGACAUCACUUCCCCCUCAAGGGCUGAGGGGGGCCUGGAGUGGGCCAGUGGUGUCUUCUUCUGGAGGUCAGCCAUAGGGGUGGCUUCUGUACCACAGAGGAACCUCAGACGGUGGAUGAGGUGGAUCGCUGGCGUUGUCAUCCAGAGGUCAGCCAAAAGGGAGACCUCCACGCCACAGAGCUCCAUCAGAAAAGGUGAGGUAAGAUGGGCAGUCGACGCUACCAUGGCUCCCUGUAGAGAAGGACGUCUUCACACGAGGCUGCCUUGGGGGAGAAGUGAGGUGGAUCAUUGCCGCUGCCAUGGUCCUGGGCACCCUUGGAGAGACUGAGCGGUGGGCCCUAGCCAUUGCUGUGCUUCUGGACUCCCUCAGAGAUGUUGAGAGAGACAUUUACAGAAACGGCACUGGCAGGGACGGGACUGGUGAGGACGGGCCUGGCGGGAGCACCCAGGAAAGGGGACAAUGAAUGUGGUGCUUGCAGAGCUGGUCCUGAAGCUGGAUGUCCCUUGAUACUAGAGCAUUCAAACUCAGUCCUUUAUCCCAGACUGCUGGCUCAUCCUGGAGAUCCUCUGCCAGCCCCCAUGAGAACACCGCUUUGAGAGCACACUCGUCCCACUCGCUCUCCACCAUCACCCCAAGAAACUCCCCCGUAAAGUCUGUCACUGACCUUGAGAUCCCUGACACGGACAUGGGUCUGUGAAGGCGGUGGCUGUGCAGGAAUGCUGAGCAGGAGCCAGGAGCCUGUGCCAGUUUUCGAAAAGAUUGGAGUAAUAAUGGAGUUAAAAUCAACUUUUGAACUAUUCCAGAUGAAUCCACCAAAGAUCUUAUUGGUGUGCUUUUGUGUAAUGAAAAUUAUCUACUGCUUCUCCCUUUCGGGGUCGUGGGUGGCUGGAGCUGAUCCCAGCUGCUGUGGGCAAAGGCAGGGUAUGCCCUGGAGAGGUUGCCAGGCUGACAUAUAUACAAUCAUUCACACACACAUUCAUACCUAAAGGCAAUUUAGGGUGACCAAUUAACCUGGCAUGCAUGUUUUUGGGCCAUGUGAGGAAGCUGGAGUACCCAGAGAGAACAUGCGAACACCACACAGAAAGGCCUGAGCCGCAGGCGGUAUUUGAACCCAGGACCUUCUUGCUGUGAGGCACAAGCACCACAGUGUGGCCUUUAAUAAAAAUUAUAUCUUGCCUAUUAACAUACUGUUUAGGUUGUGAUUGCAAAUUCAUGAUCUGGAUUAUUUUAUAUGGAGGUCUUUUGUAUUUAUGAACCUCAAAAGUAAUCAAAAGCAUGAAGAGCCAUGGUGCUUCCAAUCAUUAGGGAGAGAAAGAACCCUAAAAAUAUUUUGCUGUCAUCUAACUAUUGCACUUCAUACAUUUUCUUCAAGUGUUUUUCACAACUUUUAGAGACAAAAAAAAAAAAAACAACUUAAAUCAACUCACAUAAAAUGCAGAUUAUUAAAACUGAACAAAAGCAAUAAAGGGUUACACUGCUGAAGACACACAGCAUCUCCAGGCGACUCGAUUCAGUCUGACAGGAACACAUACCAUCACGUGACCCAGAAGAUGACCUUUGUUCACAAUAAGUUAGGGUUGACCUGGAUUUUUUUUUUUUUUUUCUGAAAGUACCGAGUACAGAGAAAAAUGCUCAACAGUUGGCCAAAACCUUCUUUCCACUUUCCCUUUAAAAGAACUAAUUGUGAAACUCAUCACGUAUGAAUGAGCUGGUGGGUCCUCCCCGCUGUCAAGUACCCCACUGCUCCCCUCUUUUGUGUGUGUGUGUGUGUGUGUGUGUGUGUGUGUGUGUGUGUGUGUGUGUGUGUGUGUGUGUGUGUGUGCGUGCGUGCAUGCGUGUGCGUGUGCGUGUGAGUUUGAGGAAGAGAGAAAGAGAGAGAGAGGAAGAGGGAGAGAGCAAGGGAGAGAGAGAUUGUAUAUGUUAGGAAAAAAGGUCUUUUUAGUGUGGUGGACUUUGACUCCUCUUGUCUACAACCAGUCUAGGUUAUUUCCUGCUGUGAAAAAAAUGGCUCAUCGUCUUUUUGAGGGAAAGGAGCAUGCCGCUUCUUACUGGAAGUACAGGAUCUCGCCUUCAGAUCAGCUGAUGCAACAAGUGUUUGACUUUCUGGAGAAGCAGAGUGCUCCUCCCUACGAGCUGGCUGUGGACGUGGGCUGCGGAUCGGGACAGGGAACACUCCGCCUGGCUAAACACUUUGCCUCUGUGCUGGGUACAGAUGUGAGUCCUGCACAGCUGGAAAUGGCCUUGCAGCAUGCCACGCAGCCAAACAUCACGUACAAGCAGUGUGUGGCCGAGGAGCUGCCGCUCGCUGACAGCUCGGUGGACCUCUUGACGGCCAUGUCUGCCUUCCACUGGUUUGACAGGCCACGGUUUCUCCAGGAAGCCCACAGGGUGCUGAAGCCCCGCGGCUGCCUGGCUCUGCUCAACUACACCAUCGACAUGGAGCUCAGCUAUCAGGACUGCUGCUCAGACACCCUGAACCAAAUCUGCAAAGAGUUUUACACUGCGCUGCAACCAUACCGCAGCUCCCACCUCGGGCAGACCUCCAUCAACUUCUACCGGGAGACGUUCCACUCUCUUCCCUACCCUGAUAAGGAAUGGCAGGAGUGUGUGUGGGACAGGAGGACCAUGCCUCUGUCCAGCUACAUCGGCUUUGUGCAGUCUUUCUCCAGUUACCAGGCUCUGCUCAGAGAAGACCCCCAGAAAGCUGCUGCUCUCUCAAAGGACAUCUGUCAAAGGCUGAUGUCUGUGAUGCAAGUGUCCUCUGCUGACACUGAGGUUGUGGUGGCUGUCAAGUAUUUCUACCUUCUGGCCUGCAAACCUCAGGAGACCUGACUCUUCACAGCUCUCCAUGACAAUUUACAUCCAUUUAUAAUAACAUUUGCUGAGAAUGCUCAAAGCUAAAAUAAACAAAUGGUCAAAUAUCAAACCAAUGGAUACGAACACGAGCCACAGUGGGCUUAUUUUGAGAUUUAUCUGAAGAUACGUCCAGAUUGGUGUUGUGUAGCGGGCUGAACGUACUCCUGACAUUAUUGUGGCUGUAAUCUGCAGCAUCAGAGAAACAAAAAGAUGUAAAGGUUCAAAGGACAUCUGCUGUACACUAAUGAAGUUCUGCUGCAAGGAGGCAGCACUUCACAGGAGAGGAAUAUUCUCUGUGUGCAGCCUGUUUCCAUGUUUUAAUUUCUCAAUGGAGCCACGCCUCAGUGUUUAAAGUCCUUUAAAGAACAUCUUUGUGAAUUGGGUUAAACAUCAACAAAAGAGAUAUAUGUAUUUAAGAUUAAUAUAAAAGUAAUAUUAGCCUUUGCCCACUGCGACUGAGAUUCAUGAGGCAGGACAAAAUUAAACAGCCCUCAAAAAAGGAAAACUCUUAAAAGUGAUAAUUUGAUUUUGAAGGGUUUAAAAUAAUGAAAGAUCAAGAGUGGUUUUAGUGUUGCACAGACUCCUGCUGCUGGGAGUCGCUCCUCACAUGAGUCACAUUUGUGUUUGUUAUGUUGUAAUUGAUGAAUAGGAUGUUUUUAACAUGUUGAUACUUUAAUCAAUCCAACGCAGAGCUCAAACUGCAACGUUUACUCUCACAGUGACAGAGAAAUAUUCUCACAAUUCAGAUUAUCACAUUUAAUUUACUUGACAUGAACAGGCCUUAUAUUGUGUCUUUACAUGCUUGAAAAGCAUCAACAAAAACUUAAUUACAUUCGAAAUACGUUUGUGUGUGUGUGUGUGUGUGUGUGUGUGUGUGUGUGUGUGUGUGUGUGUGUGUGUGUGUGUAUAUACAUACAUGUCUUACUUGCUAUGUACUUUUUUUGUUUAUUAUACUUUAUGACUGAAAUAAAAUAGAUAAAAUCUAAAAAAAAUCAUUAAGUGAGAAAACUGAUUCUCAGCAAGUUGGAUUCUACUUCAAAGAUAUUUAACUGUCAUGGAAAGUUUUUUUCUGUCUUGUUGUCUGUUUUCUGUUUUAUUUUUGAAGUCCCGCUGGUUUCAGGCUCCCUGUCCUGAUGUCUUUCACCUGUACCUCAGUGGGUGAUUUGUCGUCACGUGGUGACAGCAGGUCUUCUUUUGCAUGGUCAUUUUAAGACGUCCUGUCUUUUCCUGCAUUAUAGAGCAUUGUGGAGUUUAGAAAUGGCUUUGUUCAGUCUGCAGUCGAUGGGACUGCUGGUCCUGAAGGCGUUCCUGCUGUUGACGAGGACGUCGUGGAGGAGGCGGAGAGACGUUGUUCAGGAUGGACCUCAGGUUGGAGUGGAUCCUCCUCUCUGAGGCCACCUGCACACCUCCACCCCAUCACCGACCUCUCCGAUGAGUUUGCUGAGCCUGUUGGUGUCAGACACCCCCAGCCUGCUGCCCCAGCAUGCAACAGCAAAGAGGAUCGUGCUCGCCACCACACACUCAUAAUACACCUUCAGCAUAGUGUGACAGAUGUUGAAGGACCUCAGAAAAUAAAGACAACCUUGGUUCUUCCUGGAAAGCACUUCAAUGUUCUGAAGCCAGUCCAGUUUGUUGGCACUUCGCACCAUGUUGCUUUUACAACACAGAUGAUCAGAGCAAUCAGAAGAUUAAAGUAUUGUUUAAAUGAUCAAUGAUUAACUUGAAUUUCAAUAACAGAAGGAUGAUUCUCCUGAAGCUCUAAUAAAC